UCGUUUUUCCGGACAUAAUCGAUUCUACUAAAAAGUGAUAUUAAAAAAAAUUUAUCAAAACAAAAGUUGGGAAUUAUAAACAAAAUAUUAGUAAAACUAAAACUAAAAUGGUAUCUACCGAAGCUCUGUUCCUAAUUACUGCUGCCAUUGGCUUAAUUUAUUUUUGGAUCAAACACAAUUAUAGUUAUUGGCAACGCAAGGGCAUUCCGUACUUAAAACCAAUCCCCAUUAUUGGUAACACUAAACCUAUGCUAACAUUAAAAACGAGUAUUGGUCUCAAUAUAUCAAAUAUCUAUAAUGAUAAAUCAAUGAGCAAUGAAGCAGUAGUGGGAAUAUACAGUUUCCAUAAACCCGGAUUAGUUAUACGAGAUAUUGAAUUAAUAAAAUCAAUUUUAAUCAAGGACUUCAAUAAAUUUUCAAACCGUACAUUAGCAAUUGAUCCACAUGGUGAUCCAUUAGGAUCGAAUAAUUUAUUUUUCGUUAGAAAUCCAGAAUGGAAAGAAACCAGAACAAAACUAUCACCAGUUUUUACAAGUGGUAAAAUAAAACAGAUGUAUCCACUCAUGCUUGAUAUUGCAACAGAAUUGGAAAACCAUUUGACAUCUUAUAAGAAAACCAAUAAUUCCUUUAUAACUGAAGUAAAGGAAAUUUGUGCUCUCUUCACUACAGAUGUCAUAGCUUCUAUAGCAUUUGGUUUACGUACCAACAGUCUCAAAAAUCCAAAUGCCGAAUUUCGUCAAUAUGGACGUAUAAUGAUGCAAUUCGGUUUGCUCCGUGCAUUCCAGACAUUCAUCAGUUUAUAUUUGCCUAAAUUGGUUAGAUUAUUCCGUGCGAAAAUGUUCCCUGAAGACUUUUCAAAGUUCUUACAUAAAACUUUUAAUUAUGUAAUAUCGGAACGUGAAAGCAGUGGAACUAUUCGUAAUGAUCUUAUUGAUAUUUUGGUAUCCUGGAAAAAGGAAAUUCCCGAUGCAAAAAGCCGAUAUAGAGCUAAUGAAAAUGAAUUCCUAGUGGCUCAAGCUGCUGUAUUUUUAACUGCAGGGUUUGAGACAUCAUCUUCAACAAUGGCUUUUGCACUUUAUGAAUUGUCGAAAAAACCAGAACUACAAAAACGUUUACGAACAGAAAUUUGCAACGCAUUCUUGGCUGAAAACGGAAAAAUAUCUUAUGAAAAUAUUCAAAGUCUUCAAUAUUUGGGAAUGGUUGUUGAUGAGGUUUUGCGUAUGUAUCCAGUAUUACCAUUUUUGGAUCGCGAAUAUAGUAAAACUAAAGACGAGUCAGAUUAUACACUUCAACCACACUACAAUUAUGCUAUUCCAAAUGGUAUGCCAGUAUACAUUCCAGUAUAUGCAAUACAACGUGAUCCAAAAUAUUGGUCAAAUCCAGAUGUUUUUGAUCCAGAACGGUUCUCAUCAGAAAAUAAAAAGAAUCAUACUCCUAUGACAUAUUUUCCAUUUGGAAAUGGACCACAUAAUUGUAUAGGGAGUCGUUUAGGAUUACUUCAAACAAAACUUGGCUUGGUACACUUUUUGAAAAAUCAUUUUGUUGAACCUUGCGAUCAAACACCAUCUAAAAUGGAAUUCGAUCCCAAGGCUAUUAUAUUACAAUGUUCUACGGGUAUUUACUUAAAUAUAGUAAAUGAUCACAUGUACGAUGUAAAAGUAUCGGCAAAAUCAUAAAAAAAUACAAAAUUAAGGAAAGUUCAAAGAGAAAUGUAUAUGAAAAGUAGAGAAAGUAAUAUUUGUAUGAAAUAUUUAUUUUACUGUCUUGAGGAGGUGAAGAUAGGAAAUGAAGUAUUGAUUUACACCUUAUACACUGUAAGCUUGUUUUGUUUUAAUUGUUAUCAAAAUUGUUAUAAUUGGGUCAUAUGGUGUCUUUGU
Messenger RNA from Teleopsis dalmanni, 1877 nucleotides. RefSeq names its product cytochrome P450 6g1-like. The record is from RefSeq and is a predicted model, not a curated record. The transcript has 4 exons. NCBI's taxonomy places the organism in Eukaryota, Metazoa, Arthropoda, Insecta, Diptera, Diopsidae. Gene Ontology annotation, molecular function: iron ion binding; heme binding; oxidoreductase activity, acting on paired donors, with incorporation or reduction of molecular oxygen. Bases 108 to 1676 code for a protein of 522 amino acids. Gene Ontology annotation, biological process: response to DDT; insecticide catabolic process.